AUGGAACAUCCUGCCUUUGAAGAAGCUGGUCAGGAACCAGGAAUCGAAGUGUGGACUAUAGAUAAAUUCGAGCCAGUUGCAGUUGAACAGAAGAAAUAUGGAAAAUUCUACAACGGAGAUUCUUACAUCGUCUUAAAGACAACAGGCGAUAGUAACUCCACUCUCUCUUAUGAUGUCCACUUUUGGUUGGGAAAGGAAACCACCCAAGAUAAGAAGGGAGCUGCAGCAAUUCUGACAAUAACCCUGGAUGAUAAGCUUGGGGGUCGAGCAGUCCAUCAUCGAGAGGUUCAAGGUCAUGAAACAAGUCAAUUCUUGGGAUACUUCUUGCCUGCUAUCAGAUACUUGGAGGGUGGAAAUGAAUCUGGUUUCACUGAAGUUGAGACAAAUGCUGGAGCUGAGAAGCGAUUACUGAAACUUUCCGGAUGUGAUAAUCUAAGAAUCGAAGAGGUACCAGCAGAAGCUUCGUCUUUGACUAAAGACCACUGUUUCAUACUAGAGGUUGACCAUGACAUUUUUGUUCUGAUGCCAGAAGGUGCUAAAGCAACCCAAAGGAGGAAGAUUAUAAGUGUCGCCAACACUCUACGUGAUGAUUAUCACAAUGGAAGAGCUACUAUUGAAAUUAUUGACGAAUUCUCAUCUGAUGAAGACCUAGAUCAGUUCUUUGAAGCUCUUGGCUCUGGUUCCAAAGACGAUUUAGUCGAUGACAAUUCUUCUGAGGGCUACUCCCGAGCGAGUUCUAAUACUGUAUACUUGUCUAAGCUCCUGGUGGGAGAUGAACUCGAAAUUGUUGACGUCAACAAACCGUUCAAGCAAAAGAAGCUUACUUCUGAGGAUGUAUUCAUCUUAGACACUCCAUGUUCCGGAAUCUACAUCUGGUUGGGUAACGAUGUAGACCCAGACGUCAAGAAGAGAUACCAUGAAAUCGCUCAACAGUAUUUGGAAGUUAAGGAGUAUCCUGCUUGGGUACCAGUAACAAGGGUGUCUGAGGGUUCAGAGAACAGCACUUUUAAACAAUACUUCCACGAAUGGGAUUCAUUUGUGCCAUCUUCAGGGUCUGUCAAGUCUAUUGCAUCUGAUAUAGAAAGUGGUUACUAUUCUGGAGAUGCUGAUGACACAGAGGCUCUUGCUAAGCAUAUUGGCAAAAGUGCAGCAGCUCGAGCAUACAUGCCUGAUGAGGAGUCUGCUAGUCUUACUAUUUUAAGAGCUGGAGAAGAACCAGAAGAUAUAACAGAGAAAGAAGCUGAGACACCCAAACUCUAUCAGAGCGAGGUGUACGCUGUGAAGUAUUCAUACAAGAACGAUAACGAUGAAGACGCAACCGUCGUGUAUUUGUGGAUUGGUGCACAAGCGGGAGAAGAUGCUGUGGCAGCCGGUCUAGAAAUAGUGUCAAAAAUAGAAGAAGAGUUAGAGGGUGACGUUAUUCUAGUUAAGAUACCACAAGGAAAAGAAACUAGACACUUCUUGAGUAUAUUCAAAGGAAACCUCAUGAUUCUAUGCGGUGAUAAAGAGAGUGAAUAUAAAACUGAGAACUUUAAAAGGUCGUUCGAUGAUGAUGGAGUUCGCCUCUUCAAAGUGGAAGGCACAAAAAUUGGUGUAGAUAUGAGAGCAACGCAAGUAGAAGAAUCUUCCGGUAUCUUGCAAGAUGAUGAUGUGGCCAUUUUGGAGACUCCCGACAAAGUAUAUUUGUGGAUUGGAAAGGAAUCAAACAAAAAAGAGCUUGAAGCUUCAAAGAACUUUGUUAGUUUAUUAGUUGACGAUAAAGAGACUGUCGAAGUGGAUCAGGGAGAAGAGCCGAACGAGUUCUGGGAGUUUUUGGGAGGACCGCCAGAAGAAAAGGAAGAUUCGGCUCGCUGGAAAUUGAAGGCCAAUAGACGUGUGACAGGGCCGCCCGCCCUCACCUCAGCCACUGUCACCAGGAAGGGCAAGAUUAUAUUUGAAGAGAUGCCGCCUGAUUUUACUCAGAAUGACCUGUCGGACGAUGGAGUUUACAUUGUUGACAAUAACGAAGAGAUCUUCUUAUGGUUGGGCAAGAACAUUCCGGAACGAGCUAAGAAAGCUAGAAUCCAAAUAAUUUCUGAAUAUAUAGAAGAUGACGGCUUAGAGCGCACAAUAGAGUCAGCACUAGUGGUUACUUUAAAACAAGGAAAAGAACCAACUAUGUUUAAAGAUAUGUUCCCAGAAUGGGAUAAUGAUUUGUGGGAGAACCAAGAAUCAUACGAAGAUAUGAAGAAUGAGACCAAAUCUCAUAAUUCC
This is a messenger RNA of Brenthis ino (lesser marbled fritillary), 2253 nucleotides long. Lineage: Eukaryota; Metazoa; Arthropoda; Insecta; Lepidoptera; Nymphalidae. The record is from the annotation of a GenBank genome assembly.